UUCAGUACUCCAACAUGAUUUGGCGUGUGACUCUUCUGGCCUGCUUUGGGCUGAUUUGUGCUGAAGAACCUUUCAACCAUAAUGUGCACAAUGAGAGAGUCAUAGGAGGUCACGAUUCUAAGCCCAACACCUGGAAAUGGCAGGUUUCUCUGCAGCAUGAUUCAUACAAUGACAAUUAUUUCUACCACAUCUGUGGAGGCUCCAUCGUUGACGCUUUCCACAUCAUGACUGCAGCUCACUGUAUCCUCAGCGUGGAUCCUACAGAGUACCGUGUGGUGGUGGGGGAGUACAACUUGUAUGAGUACGACGGCAGUGAGCAGUUCAUCCGUGUGGACAGGAUCGUUGUCCACCCUGGCUGGAAUGGUGACCUUGCCAAUGGAAAUGAUAUUGCUAUCCUGAGACUGACUGAUCCUGUGUACGACAACGGUUAUGUGGCCAUCGCUAACCUUCCCUACCGUGAUGAGACGCUGCCUCAUGGAUUCACCUGUACCGUCACUGGCUGGGGAUUAAUCGACUUCGAAGGAAACGUCCCUACCGUCCUGCAGGAAGCUCCCCUUGAUGUGGUGGAGCAUUCAGUCUGUUCUCAGUAUGACUGGUGGGGCAGUGUUGCUCUGAACACCAUGGUGUGUGCUGGAGGGGAUGGAGUCGUAUCAGGCUGCCAGGGUGACUCUGGAGGUCCCCUGAGCUGCUACACUAAUGGAGCCUGGAGAGUCCAUGGUGUUGUCAGUUAUGGUCCAGCUGGCAUGUGCAACCAGUAUAAAAAACCCACAGUCUUCACCAGAGUCUCCUCCUUCCUGGACUGGAUGUAUUCAGUUAUGGCUUGAACCGGAGUCUGUGAAAUAAAACUCGUGCAUCUCA
Acanthochromis polyacanthus (spiny chromis) is the source of this 858-nucleotide messenger RNA. RefSeq names its product elastase-1-like. Gene Ontology annotation, biological process: proteolysis. The coding region runs from base 15 to 824 and encodes 269 amino acids. Lineage: Eukaryota; Metazoa; Chordata; Actinopteri; Pomacentridae. Gene Ontology annotation, molecular function: serine-type endopeptidase activity. The transcript is spliced from 8 exons. The record is from RefSeq and is a predicted model, not a curated record.